AUGGAUGCGAGCAACGAUGUCGCAUCGAAUGAGGCAGAGUGCAGAGCCACACGUGUGGAGCCAUUAAGUCGAUAUCCUCCUGAAACCGAAGAUCUAAUCAUCCAAGCGUUUGAAGAUGAUCCCACUACAAGUACUAGGAAAGUUGCUGCGGAUCUCGGUAAGCUGUGUGGAGUAGACGAAUUCUAAUUGUUUAUUGUCAAUGUGCGAGUUCGACUAAUAGCAGCGCUGGCGUUGUAGCUCUUGAGCAGUGUCAAUUCGAGUAAAUUAUUCGCCGAUAUAAAGCGACCUAUAUAAUUCCGUGAAUCGGUAGGAGUUGAAUGCAUACCUUCCUGUAGUCUAGAUGAAUACUAUCACUGUCGAGUCAUGGUGACUCGUGAAAAGGUUAGUAACAUAGCUUUGUAUUAUCCAACCACAUACGGCCAACCAUGGACUGCUGUGUCAUGCUAUUUGACAACUGGUGAAUGGGUGUAUCAAAUCUAUGAGCAGCUCGAACCAUCGUAGAAAUCUGUUGGCUUUGUCUGGCAGACAGCAUCUAUCGGUUUGCAAAGAUCGUAAAUUUGCCCCGAUGAGAGAUCAUGUUAGGGUCAAGUGGUGCAAAAAUUUCGGUCAAAAACAAGACAUUCAAUUUUUCCCAAUGCAAAAAAACAAUAACAUUGUAAAAAAUAC
Molecule: messenger RNA, 666 nt
Organism: Acanthoscelides obtectus
Lineage: Eukaryota; Metazoa; Arthropoda; Insecta; Coleoptera; Chrysomelidae
Source: the annotation of a GenBank genome assembly